GGUCAGUCUCCCAAUUAAGUCUUCUUUUCUAAAAGUCGAAAACGCCAUAGCCUUUUCAGUUCCGAUAACAGAAAAGAAGGAUGAUCAUUCUUAACAGACGAGAUCAAAUGGCACAUAAUCUGUCAAUAAAGCUAUCAGAGCUUGCUAUACGUGAAUGGGAAGGAGAGGAACGGGAGAAUUUGAUUGUCGACUCCGUUGACGAGAAAGCAAAAACAGAAACGACAACGAAUUUGGAUUGCACGACUCCAACGGCGAAGGAGAAUAAAAUACCUGAUGUGAUGACGUGUCCUCCAGCUCCGAAAAAACGUAAGGCUUCUUUAGCUGUGGGAGAUAACGCGUCGAACAAAGUUAUGGCUACGAAGGAAUUCUUUGACUCGCCGGUGCUCGACGUUAUGUUCGACAUUGGAAUCAAUAAAGUCUCUUCUAAAGUUUCAGGGAGCACCCCGAAAAGGCACCGGAUAAUGCAUGAAGGGAUCCUUGACCAGUGAUAAAGAUUCUUGCCUUGCACAGAGAGUAGAGGCGAGAAUUAUUCUAGUGGACAAUAUGCCAUUUUAGAGCAGCUAUAUGUUCCCGGAAGGCGAAGUCUUGAAUAUGAUGGGGAUGCCAAAUUGUGGCUGCAGAGCUAUGUUGUCUAUUGGUGCAUGUUUGUAGUCAGGGGAGAUGGAGAAGGAAAACCUCUGCAAAAUCAUAGCAAUAACAGUUUUUACUUCUAGCAUAGCGAAAUUCUGACCAACACAAGUUC
Jatropha curcas is the source of this 742-nucleotide messenger RNA. The record is from RefSeq and is a predicted model, not a curated record. Lineage: Eukaryota; Viridiplantae; Streptophyta; Magnoliopsida; Malpighiales; Euphorbiaceae.